Molecule: messenger RNA, 1765 nt
Organism: Carassius carassius (crucian carp)
Lineage: Eukaryota; Metazoa; Chordata; Actinopteri; Cypriniformes; Cyprinidae
Product: epithelial membrane protein 3-like
Exons: 5
Coding region: 170-778 (202 amino acids)
Cellular component (GO): plasma membrane
Source: RefSeq, a predicted model, not a curated record
GUAACGGACUCUCUCUGGGUUUGGCCGGACACAAACUCAAGCCCUUUUUAGUUUGUAGAAACUAACCUAGAGUUUUUCUGGAGCUGUGAAGGAAACUCCUCCUCUAACCUAGCUUGCAUUCUUUCCUGGACCGUUUUCUCCCAAACGAGGGAGUUUGUGGAGAGAGUGAAUGUGUGGAGAAGAGGGGAGGAGACCAGCUGAAGACACAGAGAACAACACAGAACUCCAGACCAAAGUUUCCAGAAGAUCUGUUGGUACGAGUACACAAGGAUCCACAAAAAUGGCGUUCCUUUUGAUGUUUGUGACUGUUCUGCAUUUGGUCACCCUGGCCAUGCUUUUCAUUGCCACCAUGGAGAAGUCCUGGUGGUCUUGGGGAGACAUAGAGAACACAGAUCUCUGGUAUAAGUGCAUCUAUGAAAACGCCACAGAAACCUGGUUAUGUGCUUCUGCCAGCGAGAGCGAAUGGCUGCAGUCAGUCCAGGCCCUCAUGAUCUUAUCUGUGGUGCUCUCUUCCAUCUCCUUCAUGGUGUUCCUCGGACAGCUCUUCACUAUGUCCAAAGGAGGACUUUUCUAUUUCACUGGCCUGUGUCAAAUAUUUGCAGGUGCUGCAGCGUUUGUGGCUGUUCUUAUCUACACCUUUCAAAGGAGAGAAAUUCUUCAAGAUGCUCGUGAACUGGAAAUGGGUCAUUUCGGCUACUGUUACAUUCUAGUGUGGGUGUGCGUGCCCCUUUUACUCGUCAGCGGAGCACUUUAUGUGCAUCUGCUCAAACGGGCCUGACUUUCUGCUUAACACCACACCUGUACUUUAAUAGUUUAGUCUGCUAUGAGAUUAUACAGUAUAUGCUUAUGGCUGUUUUCAGGCAAGCCAGUUUAUGAUAUGGCUUAUUGUUAUUUAUUAUUAUCAUAACAGUUUUUUAGGACCCAACUCCCAACACCUGCUUUGCUGCUUUAGUGGAGAUGCAACAAAACUUUCUGUAUUUUCCCAUAGUGGGGAAACUGUUGUUCUAAGUUUGAUGCUGACAGUCAAGUGGGAUUUUGGUGCAAAAUGCUUGUUAAAAGAAAAAAACGAAAAUUUGCUGAAAAUUUAUUCACCUACAGGAUAUCCAAGGCAUACCUGAGUUCAUCAGAACAGAUUUGGAGAUCACUCGCUCACUUGAAUGGGUGCCAUCAGAAUGAAAGUCCAAACAGCUGAUAAAAACAUCACAGUAAUCCACUCCACUCCAGUCCAUCAUUUAAUGUCUUGUGAAGCAAAAAGUUGGGAAACAAAUCCAUCAGAAGACAUUUUGUAAUCUGUUGCUUAUGGCUAAAAUAUGAGUCCUCUAUCCAUAAAGUUGCACAGAUCAUGCACCGUUUACAAGCCAAAACAGCUCUAAACAAAUAUGUGAGUGGAUUUUGAUAUGAGAGGACAUCAGGGGAUGGACUAUUUUUUUGUUAUUAUGGAUGGAUAUUUUGUCCAGAAGUUAUGUUUUUGAAUGUAAAAACCACACAAACGCCAUAAGUGGACCUCAGAUAACAGAAUCAAAUAAUAAAAAAGCCAGUUUAUGAUCCCUUAACAAUUAAAACACCCCAAAGAUGGAUUUGUUUCUUGUAAGCAAGCAACCUUUCGCCAUUAUCAGCUGUUGAUGGCACCCAUUCACUGCAGAGGAUCCAUUGUUGAGCAAGUGAUCAAAUGCUACAUUUCCCCAAAUCUGUUGAGAUGAAGAAAACUAAUUUUCAGCUAAUUUUCAUUUUUGGGUGAACUGUUAUUUUAUGCUUACAAAAUAAA